CGGGUCUGCGCACAGGUGUGGGCGCCCUCUAGAGGCCAAACCGAGGGCGGGCGCGCCAAGUAGCGACCGCAGCCCCUUCCGAAUGUGUGUCUCCGUCUGUCUCCCUGGGAAGUCAGAUCGAGGCUGGCGUUCCAUUGAAACCCUGCGCUGCCUUCGAUCCCAUUCAUGCUGGGCAGCAGCGGCGGCGGCGGGGGCAACCGGCGAGCGCGGAAGGCAGGGAGCCCCGAGAUCCGGCGAGGGCUCUCGUCCGUGUGGAAUGUAAUGAUGGCAGGCAGAGCCGAAGCAAGCUCCGAUCCAGGCUGGUUGAGGAGGAUGCCUGUAUUCAUCAUGUCGUGAAUGUGGUGGAAGACAAGGAGACAUUAGAUCACCGAAACCCACCUUUACUGCCACUUCCUUUGGUUUGCUUUUAUUUAUUUUGUGGUUAGGUUAAUGCACAGUCUUUGCUGGACAUAACUCUUCUGCCAUGUGGCUCCUGAGGCUAAAGCACCAUCUGUCAGUCAACAUCUGGACCCUGCUGCUUCUGGGAAGUGCUUGGCUGCCACUGAUAGAAAGUACUCCGAAGUCCUCCUCUCCCUUUAGGACUUUCCAGGUCACGGACUGGAGUUUGACGCACUUGGUCGUCCAUAACAAAACUGGGGAAGUAUAUGUGGGUGCUGUCAACAGGAUCUAUAAGCUUGCUAACAAUCUCACAUUGAUGCGCACUCAUGUGACAGGACCAGUGGAUGACAAUGAGAAGUGCUACCCACCUCCUAGUGUGCAGUCUUGUCCACAUGGCCUGGUCAGCACCAACAACGUCAACAAGUUGCUGCUGGUGGAUUAUUCUGGAAACCGGCUGAUAGCCUGUGGCAGUGCUUCUCAGGGCAUCUGCCAGUUCUUGCGUUUGGAUGACCUCUUCAAGCUGGGUGAGCCCCAUCACCGCAAGGAGCACUACCUCUCCAGCGUCAAUGAGUCAGGAACGAUGUCGGGUGUCAUCAUUGAAGUGCAGAAUGGGCAAAACAAGCUCUUCAUUGGAACACCCAUCGAUGGCAAGUCUGAGUACUUCCCUACCCUUUCCAGCCGCAAGCUGAUGGACAGUGAAGAAAAUGCAGAGAUGUUUGGCUUUGUCUACCAGGACGAGUUUGUCUCCUCUCAGCUCAAAAUACCAUCCGACACCCUCUCUAAAUUCCCCACGUUUGAUAUCUACUACAUCUAUAGCUUCAGCAGUGAGCAGUUUGUCUACUACCUUACUUUGCAACUGGACACCCAGCUUACCUCACCUGACUCUACAGGGGAACAGUUUUUCACUUCCAAGGUUGUUCGGCUGUGUGUGGAUGACCCCAAGUUCUAUUCCUAUGUGGAAUUUCCUAUUGGUUGUGUUCGAGAUAACAUGGAGUACCGCCUGAUUCAGGAUGCUUACCUCAGUAAGCCUGGGAAGGCACUGGCUAGGCAACUGGGCAUUUCUGAGCACGAGGAUAUCCUAUUCACAGUCUUCUCUCAGGGCCAGAAGAACAGGGUCAAACCACCGAAGGAGUCAGUCCUUUGCCUCUUCACGCUGAAGAAGAUCAAAGACAAGAUCAAGGAGCGCAUUCAGUCUUGCUACCGUGGGGAGGGAAAGCUUUCCUUGCCUUGGCUUUUGAACAAGGAGCUGGGCUGCAUUAACUCUCCCCUACAGAUUGAUGACAAUUUCUGUGGGCAGGAUUUUAACCAGCCAUUGGGUGGAACAGUCACUAUUGAAGGCACGCCACUCUUUUUGGACAAAGAAGAUGGCAUGACAUCUGUGGCUGCUUAUGACUAUCGUGGACACACUGUGGUGUUUGCUGGCACACGCAGUGGCAAGAUAAAAAAGAUCCUGGUGGACCCUGCCAAUCCCAUUGGACGUUCAGCACUGCAGUAUGAGAAUGUUGUGGCCCAUGAAGGCAGCUCCAUCUUGAGGGACCUGGUACUUAGUCCUGAUCUCCAGUAUCUCUAUGCCAUGACUGAGAAACAGGUGACUCGUGUGCCAGUGGAGAGCUGUGAGCAGUAUACAACCUGUGCACUAUGCUUAGGUUCCAGAGACCCUCACUGUGGCUGGUGUGUCCUGCAUAAUGUCUGCUCGCGGAAGGACCGGUGUGAACGAGCAGAUGAGCUUCAGCGUUUUGCAUCAGAUCUACGACAGUGUGUUCAGCUCACCGUCCAGCCCAAGAACAUAUCGGUCACAAUGUCAGAAGUCCCGCUCGUUCUGCAGGCCUGGAAUGUCCCUGAUCUUUCUGCUGGUGUGAAUUGCUCAUUUGAGGAUUUUACAGAAUCUGAAAGUCGUAUUGAAGAUGGGAGAAUAUAUUGUAGUUCUCCAUCUGCAAGAGAUGUGAUCCCUAUUACUAGAGGGCGAGGCGAUAAGCGAGUGGUAAAGCUCUACCUCAAAUCUAAGGAAACAGGGAAGAAGUUUGCAGCCGUGGAUUUUGUCUUUUACAACUGUAGUGUUCAUCAAUCUUGUUUAUCCUGUGUAAAUGGAUCUUUCCCUUGCCACUGGUGUAAAUAUCGUCACAUUUGUACUCACAAUGCAGCUGACUGUUCCUUCCUAGAAGGACGUGUCAACAUGUCUGAGGACUGCCCCCAGAUCCUUCCAUCUACACAGAUCUAUAUCCCUGUGGGUGUGGUGAAGCCGAUCACUUUAACAGCCAAGAACUUGCCACAGCCCCAGUCUGGACAGCGCAAUUAUGAAUGCAUCUUCCACAUCCCUGGUAGUGCCACCCGCGUCACGGCUUUGCGCUUUAACAGCACCAGCAUCCAGUGCCAGAACACCUCGUAUUUCUAUGAAGGGAAUGACAUCAGUGACCUCCCAGUGAACCUUUCUGUGGUGUGGAAUGGAAAUUUCAUCAUUGAUAAUCCCCAAAACAUCCAAGCUCACCUAUACAAGUGCUCAGCUCUGCGUGAAAGCUGUGGACUCUGCCUCAAGGCAGAUCCACGCUUUGAGUGUGGCUGGUGUGUGUCAGAAAAGCGAUGUUCCCUGCGUCAACACUGCCCGGCCUUUGAGAGCAGCUGGAUGCAUGCCAGCAAUGGCAACAGCCGCUGUGCAGAUCCCAAGAUCAUUAAGCUGUUUCCUGAAACAGGCCCCCGGCAGGGUGGUACUCGUUUAACUAUCGUUGGUGAGAAUCUGGGUCUGAAGUUUGAGGACGUGCGUAAUGGUGUACGGGUUGGCAAAGUGAUAUGCAUUCCCAUUGAGAGUGAAUAUAUCAGUGCCGAACAGAUCGUCUGUGAGAUUGGAGAAGCCAGCCCUAGCAAAAUCCAAGAGGCCCCUGUAGAAGUUUGUGUCAGGGACUGCUCUCCCAGCUACAAGGCUGUAGCCCCCAAAAGCUUUACUUUUGUGACUCCCACUUUCUCACAAGUGACACCAGCACGUGGCCCUCUGUCUGGGGGCACCUGGAUUAGCAUCAAGGGAAAGCACCUUAAUGCAGGAAGUGACAUUGCAGUGACCAUUGGUGGCCAACAGUGUGCCUUUGCAUGGAGAAAUGCUGGUGAAAUCCGAUGUAGGACACCACCUGGCCAAAACCCAGGAGAUUCACCCAUUCUCAUCCAUAUAAACCGGGCAGUACUUAGCAGUCAUGAUGUGACCUAUUACUAUACUGAGGACCCCACCGUUCAAAAGAUAGACCCUGAGUGGAGCAUCAACAGUGGUGGAACACUCUUGACUGUAACAGGUACUAACCUGGCUACCAUCAAAGAACCCAGGAUCCGAGCAAAGUAUGGCAGCGCUGAGACAGAGAAUAACUGCACAGUCUACAAUGAUACCACCAUGGUAUGCUAUGCCCCCUCCAUUGACAACCCUCUUCGGAGCCCUCCAGAGCUUGGUGAUCGUCCAGAUGAGAUCGGUUUUAUUAUGGAUAAUGUCCAGACAUUGCUGAUUAUCAACAGAACCAAUUUUGUCUAUUACCCCGAUCCUGUAUUCGAGUCUCUUCCUUCUGGUAUGCUGGAGCUUAAGCCAAGCUCCCCACUCAUCCUCAAGGGCCGCAACCUACUCCCUCCAGCACCUGGUAAUUCCCGGCUAAAUUACACCGUGUUGAUUGGCGACACUCCUUGUGCCCUUACAGUUUCCGAGACCCAGCUUCUCUGCGAGUCACCAAAUCUCACAGGACAGCAUAAAGUGACGAUCAAGGCUGGGGGCUUUGAGUUCUCCCCAGGAACUCUGCAGAUUUACUCGGACAACCUGCUGACAUUGCCUGCUAUCAUUGGCAUUGGUGGGGGCGGUGGCCUUCUGUUGCUCAUCAUCAUCAUCGUCCUUAUUGCUUACAAGCGGAAGUCCCGAGAUGCAGAUCGCACCCUCAAACGCCUCCAGCUGCAGAUGGACAACUUGGAGUCCCGUGUGGCUCUGGAAUGUAAAGAAGCCUUUGCCGAGCUACAGACCGAUAUCCAUGAGCUGACCAAUGACCUGGAUGGGGCUGGCAUCCCCUUUUUGGAUUAUCGCACCUAUGCCAUGAGAGUUCUCUUCCCUGGAAUAGAAGACCAUCCUGUGCUGAAGGAAAUGGAGGUCCAGGCAAACGUGGAAAAAUCCUUGACCCUCUUUGGACAACUCUUGAACAAAAAGCACUUCCUCCUGACUUUCAUUCGCACUUUGGAGGCCCAGCGCAGCUUUUCCAUGAGGGAUCGGGGUAAUGUGGCAUCUUUAAUCAUGACCGCACUGCAGGGUGAGAUGGAGUAUGCCACUGGAGUCCUCAAGCAGCUUCUUUCAGAUCUGAUUGAGAAGAACUUGGAGAGUAAGAACCAUCCAAAACUGCUCCUGAGGCGGACAGAGUCAGUGGCUGAGAAAAUGUUGACAAACUGGUUCACAUUCCUUCUGUACAAGUUCUUGAAGGAAUGUGCUGGUGAACCUCUGUUCAUGCUGUACUGUGCCAUCAAACAACAGAUGGAGAAGGGGCCAAUCGACGCCAUCACCGGAGAGGCCCGCUACUCCUUAAGUGAAGAUAAACUCAUCCGUCAACAAAUUGACUACAAAAUGUUGACACUGAACUGUGUGAAUCCUGAGAAUGAAAAUGCUCCUGAGAUCCCAGUCAAGGUCUUGAACUGUGAUACCAUCACACAAGUGAAGGAGAAGCUUCUGGAUGCUGUGUACAAAGGAGUGCCAUACUCCCAGAGACCCAAGGCCGGAGACAUGGAUUUGGUGAGCACGAUCCCCAGUGACCCCAUGCCCUUCUCUUCCAUCGGUGCAGAGUGGCGGCAGGGCAGGAUGGCUCGGAUAAUACUUCAAGAUGAAGAUGUAACCACAAAGAUCGACAAUGACUGGAAAAGACUCAACACCUUAGCCCAUUACCAGGUGACUGAUGGUUCCUCAGUGGCACUGGUGCCCAAGCAGAACUCGGCCUACAACAUUUCAAACUCCUCCACCUUUACCAAGUCACUCAGCAGAUAUGAGAGUAUGCUCCGGACAGCCAGCAGUCCUGACAGUCUACGUUCCCGGACUCCUAUGAUCACUCCAGACCUGGAGAGUGGCACCAAGCUGUGGCAUCUGGUGAAGAACCAUGAUCACAUGGACCAACGAGAAGGUGACCGUGGGAGCAAGAUGGUCUCAGAGAUCUAUUUGACCCGCCUGCUUGCUACCAAGGGGACGUUGCAGAAGUUUGUGGAUGACCUGUUUGAGACUAUCUUCAGUACGGCCCAUCGAGGGAGUGCCUUGCCUCUGGCCAUCAAGUACAUGUUUGACUUCCUAGAUGAGCAAGCUGAUAAGCACCAGAUCAAUGACUAUGAUGUCAGGCACACUUGGAAGAGUAACUGUCUACCUCUGCGUUUUUGGGUGAAUGUGAUUAAGAAUCCCCAGUUUGUGUUUGACAUUCACAAGAACAGUAUUACUGAUGCUUGCCUAUCAGUGGUGGCUCAGACAUUCAUGGACUCCUGCUCAACUUCUGAGCACAAGCUAGGGAAAGAUUCUCCCUCCAAUAAACUACUGUAUGCCAAGGACAUCCCCAACUAUAAGAGCUGGGUAGAAAGAUAUUAUGCAGAUAUUGCUAAAAUGCCAGCAAUCAGUGACCAAGACAUGAGCGCUUACCUGGCAGAGCAGUCACGGUUACACCUGAGCCAGUUCAACAGUAUGAGUGCACUGCAUGAGAUCUACUCAUACAUCACCAAGUACAAAGACGAGAUUUUAGCUGCUUUAGAGAAGGAUGAACAAGCCCGAAGGCAACGGCUGCGGAGUAAGUUGGAGCAGGCAAUUGACACAAUGGCCCUAAGCAGCUGAAAGACGGCACUGCAGACUUCCCUAGCAGUGGAUACUGAGAGAGAGUGAGAGAGAAAGAGAAAGAGGGCAGGCGUGCGGUGGCAGGAAGAAAGCAAGCAAGAGAAUAUAUUGGGGUGUAGCACAAAACAGAGCCUGCUGCACCCCCGAAAACUUCACACCCACAAACAGCAAAGACUUAAGCCGCUGGUAUCGAAAGCAACUUGACUGUGUCUAAAGACCUUUUGAAAGGAAUGACAUGGCAAAGAAACUAAAGGACCCCCAGGAGAGGCGCUAAGAGGGUCAGAAGGAAGAAAUCCAGCUCAGCGCCCCCACCAACGCCUAUCCCAGAUCUGGCAACGGAAGGUUGGGGGGGGGGCUGCACUAAUGUCUAGGACAAUGUUUUUACAUUAUGGUUUCCCCAUAACAGGUGUGUGGGUCGGCUUAUAGUUUUGUCUCCCACCCCCUUUCUGUCCUUUCUUUGCCCACCUUGCCUGACAACCCUACUCUAUCUUCUCUUCCUUUCUCUCUCUCUGGCCUUCUGCCUCUAGUGUUAACUGCUAUAUUUGCACAAUUUCCAGAAGCUAGUUGUGGUUUGUUUUUUUUAAGGCGCCGGGGGGGGGAUUCUAAAUUUUCAACAAAUUUUUGCAAGAUUUUCUUUCUUUUGAUGAAAGAAAGGACCUUCAUUUGGUUGGGAUAGGAAUAGGGUGAUUGGGACCAAGGUAAGAGUCCCAGCAUCUUUGGUUCUUCCUACACUUUGCCCUGUGCCAUCUUUCAUUUGAAUGUUGUUUAGUAGCACAGGCCAAAUAGAUGCUCUUGUUUCAAAUGCUGCUAAAGAGGGUAACUGGAGUCUGAGGUUCAAGAAGGCAAAGAGCUUUCUGGAAGUGGGGGAUGCUUUUUCCCUGUUUUGUUGCAACAAGCCUUAUUUUCUAGAAACACCACACUUUCCAGAAAAAUCUCUUCCUUGUCCUUUUAUAGACAGGAUAGGGUGGUCUGUUUGGAAGCUGAGCUAAGAAACUCUUGAGAAGCCCUCCUUGCCCUUCCCCCCAUGAGAGAUGCCCUCUGCCACUAUAGGUAAAUGUUUCCCUUGUAGGGCAUUUUGAUAUGGGCACUUUUAAACAAGCAAUUCUCCCAUUGGAGCCAACUCUCAGUACAGUAUUCCCUCUUCUUUAGUAGAGGCAAGCCUUCUUAGUAGCAGAUGCAGUAGCACUUGAAAAUAGGGUCUGGGCCGUCCAGAAGGCCUGGUUAUUCCUCCCUAUGUUAAAACCCUUGCUCCUUCCAUUUCCAUGGCACUGGAAGACUAUAGUAAUACUGGGCCUAGUUGAGAGAUGUCGUGAGGGCAGACUUCAUCCAAAGAGAUGAAGAUCAAAGAAAGAACCGCACAGAAUUUUAGUUUAGCCCCAAAUGAAAUAGCAUAUAAUAGAUGGGUCCCUCUUUCAUUUCGAUCCUGUAUAUGCGUGUGCAUCUGUGCACGGUUCUUUAGAAUGUCUGACUAAUGCAUCAUCUCACUUUCAGCAAAACAUAGGGCAUUUUGCAAAACAUGAUCCAUAACAAAAUUGUCCCAUCUACAGCAAACUAUCAUCUUCAUAAAAAUUAGUAAGGACACUUACAAAUUUCUUUGGGGUUUGGCCUGUGAGAAAGGAGAAGGUAGUAUAAAGUGAGAAGAAAGUGUGGUUUUGUAAUAAUUGCAUGGCAGCACAAGAUUUCAGUAUUCCUCCUCUCUUGUUUGUGCUGAUGUCAUGGGGAAGUCAUGGUCCCCAAGUAAAGGGCUUAGAAUGGAUAUUGUUAUUUCUAGAUGAGUACUUUUAAUGGGUCUGAUGUCACAUGCAGCUAUAUUUCCCAUAGCUCCUUUUGAAUACCUUGCCUCUCAGCUUCCCUAGAAAGCAAGGAAAUAAUAAUCUUUGUUGAGACAACAGAGCAUCCUCCACUCCCAUCUGACUGAUGCUGGGACCAGGGCUAAUGGAUGACUGCCGAGGAGAUCAUUUUUGCAACAGAAGUCCUGCUUUUGUUCUUUGCUACGUUGUCCAACCCAAGGUGGAGUCUUUGAGGCUUCUGUUUAUUUUUUUAUGUUAAGAUUUUGAGUGGGCAAACCUAAUUCCGCAUCUUUGUUUCUACUUUACAAGGGGAAGCUUAGCAAAUGAGAAAGUGGCUCUCCUGUGGCCCAAUCUACAUGUUGCCCCUCCCCAUUCCAUUUUAAAUUGUACAGUAGUACAGUUUUUAAGUUUCCUGUAUCACAGGGCAGUUUAUGCAUUCACAUAAAGAAAUAAAAAGAACAAAUUUCCAGUAACACUGAUUAAGACAUUUCUGAAGAACCUGAAAUACCCAUAUGGCUUGGGCUUAAUGAGUCCAAAACUAACAGCAAGGGCUUAUGAAAGACAGAAGGGUCUUAUUAGAAUUCUUCCUGAAAUCUCUCUUCUUUUUACUACAGUCUCUUUUCAUUAACGCUUCACCAUUCCAUUGGAUGCUCCGUCCAUACUUCAUUUAAAUGUGUCAUUGUAUGAUGGUCUAUUCAGAAGUUGGUUCCACUGAGCUCAGUGGGAUCUACUCUCAAGUAAGCAUGCAUAGCACCGUAGCCAAAUGCCCUCUCUUGCAAUGCCUAUAAUCAUAAUUUGAGUUUACUACUGUGACAAGCCACUGCCCUAAUUCAACUCAGGUGAUCAAAUCCACCAGAUUUGCCACCCUCGACUACUCACCCAUAUAGAAAUUGCUGUCUCAGCCAAGGUAAUGCUAAAGAGAGGCUCCUGCAGAACAUACCGAGCCUAGGUUUGUCUAUUCCCCUAGAGUGCAAAUAAGGGGAGGAGAAGGAUGUAAUGAAGUUUUUAAUUAAAAUUUAAAAUAUGUGUGUGUGUAUAUAUAAAUAUAUAUAUAUAUAUAUGUUGUUACAAUCUAAUUCUUGUGCCCCAGUGGGGCACUGUAUAGUCAACUGAAGGAGAUCAUCAAAUAUAGGUUGGAAUCCUAUUGGUGUUCUAGUAAGGUUGGUGUAACUUAUUGUGGCUAAUUGAAAAGGUGCUAUGCCAUUGGGUGAGUAGCGGAGCAUGUGAUCAAGACACAAAAGAAAAUAUCAUCAGUCACAGCAAGUUAUUUAAACCUUACAGGAGUAUCAGUACGAUUUUGGCCAUGGUUUUUUUACACAAGCAGUGAAAAAUACCAAAUGUGGGGAAUAAAAUCAAACAUUUCUCAUCAAGCAGAACAAUCUCUUAAAUUCUGUAUACAUCUCAGAUUGCUUUGUAAUUUUGUUUUUAGCCUUUUUAAUUUUUUUAUUAUUAAAGAGGAGGAAGAGGAAAAGACAAGGAGACAAUAAAAUAAAACAAAAAAACCCUAUGGAAUCCUGAGGUGUCUGGAUCCAUAGGAUCUGUGGGCUGUUGCAUGACUGUGCUAGAGUUUAGUCUGAGUUGAUCUUUUUUUAAAAGAAAAAAAAUGCAAGUGUUGAAUACUAGAGGUUUGUUUAGACCUUUUUAUUUUUAAAAUUUUGGAAUUAAUUUGUCACUUGUACAAGAAAAAGAUUAACAUCAACUGUUUAUUCUGGAAAUGGUACUCAAAACUUUUAAAGGACAGCUCAAUGUUGCUACACACAAAAUCUACUGUAAUAUUUUACAGGUUUUCCUCCCUAGCCUCUGUUGGAAGGGUCUUUUGAGAGCAUAAAGAAUAUUAUGGGAUUGAUACUUGUGAAGGCUCCUGGAUCUUUUGGCUUUGGGCACUCUGCAAGUGUACUUGUGACCUUAUAAAAGCAAGUGACCGAA
This is a messenger RNA of Pogona vitticeps (central bearded dragon), 9897 nucleotides long. It is a transcript of the gene PLXNA1, whose product is annotated as plexin A1. Lineage: Eukaryota; Metazoa; Chordata; Lepidosauria; Squamata; Agamidae. Gene Ontology annotation, biological process: regulation of cell migration; semaphorin-plexin signaling pathway. The record is from RefSeq and is a predicted model, not a curated record. Gene Ontology annotation, molecular function: protein binding; semaphorin receptor activity. Gene Ontology annotation, cellular component: plasma membrane; semaphorin receptor complex.